Lolium perenne is the source of this 741-nucleotide messenger RNA. The record is from RefSeq and is a predicted model, not a curated record. NCBI's taxonomy places the organism in Eukaryota, Viridiplantae, Streptophyta, Magnoliopsida, Poales, Poaceae.
AUGGAGGGUGAUAUGAUCGGUGCAUUCCAGGCGGAGUAUGAGGAGGCGAUGCUCAACCUCGAGGCGGAGCCAAGACGGCCGCGAUGCCAUCGAGAGUUCAUCAGGCGUGAUCGUCUGGGUGCCCACGAUCGGCUCUACAACGACUACUUCGCCGAGACUGUGAUUAUCCUCCGAGCUUCUUUCGGCGAAGUGGCCGGGUCCAACAACGACAUCAAUGUACUCAAUCAGUCACCGUUGUUCACUGAUGUGCUUAGGGGAGAAGCACCCAUAGUGAACUUCACGGUGAAUGGACACGAGUACAACUAUGGUUACUACCUUGCCGACGGCAUCUACCCCUCCUGGGCGGUGUUCAUGAAAGGUGUUACUCUUCCACAAAGUGAAAAGCAUCGACUGUUCACUGCUGCUCAAUCAGCUUGGCGCAAAGAUGUCGAGUGUGCCUUUGGAGUGCUGAAGGCUAGGUUCAACAUUCUAGCAGUUCCGGGACGCUCCUACUCGAGGCGUACUCUUGGAUUGAUCAUGCGUGCAUGUGUCAUUCUGCACAACAUGAUCAUCGACGAUGAGCGUGAUACAAAUUUGGAGAACAUCUAUGAGACAGUUGAUUCCAAUGUCGGCCCUGUGAUACACAACAAUGCACCACCAAGCCUAGCAGCCAGGGUUCAGAUGGACAACGAAAUGAGGGAUUCACCGAUGUAUACACAGCUCCAGCAUGAUUUGAUUGAGCAUGUGUGGGCUAAUGCCUAG